This is a messenger RNA of Aspergillus oryzae RIB40, 930 nucleotides long. Its product is annotated as endo-1,4-beta-xylanase. NCBI's taxonomy places the organism in Eukaryota, Fungi, Ascomycota, Eurotiomycetes, Eurotiales, Aspergillaceae. Gene Ontology annotation, molecular function: hydrolase activity, hydrolyzing O-glycosyl compounds. Gene Ontology annotation, biological process: carbohydrate metabolic process. The coding region runs from base 1 to 930 and encodes 309 amino acids. The record is from RefSeq and is a predicted model, not a curated record. The transcript has 9 exons.
AUGGUACACCUUAAGGCACUUGCCAGUGGCACUCUCUUCGCCUCCCUCGCUUCGUCUGCGGUUAUCAGUCGACAGGCAGCCGCCAGCAUCAAUGAUGCCUUUGUCGCCCAUGGAAAGAAGUACUUCGGUACCUGUUCCGACCAGGCUCUGCUGCAAAACAGUCAGAAUGAGGCCAUUGUCCGGGCGGACUUUGGCCAGCUGACUCCCGAGAAUAGCAUGAAGUGGGAUGCUCUUGAGCCGAGUCAGGGUAGCUUUAGCUUCGCUGGAGCUGAUUUCUUGGCUGAUUAUGCUAAAACUAAUAAUAAACUUGUGAGGGGUCAUACUUUGGUGUGGCACUCGCAACUCCCAUCCUGGGUGCAGGGUAUCACCGACAAGGAUACUUUGACUGAGGUGAUCAAGAAUCACAUCACUACUAUCAUGCAGAGAUACAAGGGCCAGAUCUAUGCUUGGGACGUUGUCAACGAGAUCUUCGAUGAGGACGGCACUCUUCGUGACAGUGUCUUUUCCCAGGUUCUAGGAGAGGACUUUGUCCGCAUUGCCUUUGAGACCGCUCGUGAAGCGGAUCCCGACGCUAAGCUAUACAUUAACGAUUACAACUUGGAUUCGGCGGACUACGCCAAGACCCAGGGAAUGGUUAGCUAUGUGAAGAAGUGGUUGGACGCCGGUGUUCCCAUUGACGGCAUUGCUCUGACCGCGCUCGCCUCUACCGGCGUUUCUGAAGUCGCUGUGACCGAACUUGAUAUCGAAGGAGCUAGCUCCGAGUCUUAUCUCGAGGUGGUCAACGCCUGUCUCGACGUCAGCUCCUGCGUCGGUAUCACUGUCUGGGGUGUAUCCGACAAGGACUCGUGGCGCUCCAGCACCUCCCCGUUGCUAUUUGAUAGCAAUUACCAGGCCAAGGAUGCGUAUAAUGCUAUCAUCGAUGCUCUGUAA